Messenger RNA from Xylaria bambusicola, 1524 nucleotides. RefSeq names its product nucleotide-diphospho-sugar transferase. Gene Ontology annotation, molecular function: alpha-1,2-mannosyltransferase activity. The record is from RefSeq and is a predicted model, not a curated record. The transcript has 5 exons. Gene Ontology annotation, biological process: protein N-linked glycosylation; cell wall mannoprotein biosynthetic process. Bases 1 to 1524 code for a protein of 507 amino acids. NCBI's taxonomy places the organism in Eukaryota, Fungi, Ascomycota, Sordariomycetes, Xylariales, Xylariaceae. Gene Ontology annotation, cellular component: membrane; Golgi apparatus.
AUGGAUAUCAUAAGACGCGCGUAUCGCCGCGUGCCCUCCCCGGGCGGCGCCUCCCCGCUGCCCACGACUGACGAGAAAAGGCAUAAUCGUCGACACCAGCUGCAAGCGCGUCUCGCUUUCUUACGAAGGCCGCUUCGGCUGAGGGGAAACUCGAGUAUUUCUGUGCCUCUGGGAGUUGUUGUGCUCUUCCCAUGCAUUGUCCUGAUACUGAUACUGGUGCUAUUUGUGAGGCAUCCAAGUUCUCCUGGGCGGAUAUUAAUUCCCGCCGGCUCUCCGCCAGCCAUUCGAAAAAUUAGCGAGGAACAUGACAAGGUCUUCGUGACUGGCUGUCUGGAACCAGACACGUCGAAACCUCGGGCAAAUGCUGCUUUUGUAGUACUUGCACGAAACAAAGAACUAGAAGGUGUAAUUCAGUCAAUCAAGUCCAUUGAGCGUCAUUUUAACCGAUGGUACCAUUACCCAUACGUCUUUCUGAACGAUGGAGAUUUCAACCAGACGUUCAAGGAUACAGUCCGCAACUACACUUCUGCCUCUGUCGAGUUCGGCAAGGUUGGCCCGGAGAUGUGGGGUUAUCCUGACUGGAUUGAUCCUAAAAUUGCAAAGGAGGGUAUCGCUAAACAGGGUGACGCCGCCGUCAUGUACGGUGGUCUAGAAAGUUAUCACGCCAUGUGCCGAUUUUAUUCAGGAUUCUUUUACAAGCACCCUCUCCUUGCAAAGUACGAAUGGUACUGGCGGUUGGAGCCUGAGAUCAAGUAUUUCUGUGACAUUACCUACGAUCCCUUCUUGAAGAUGAUUGAAAAUAACAAGACUUAUGGCUUUACCAUUGCCGUGAAAGAACUCCGAGAAACCGUACCCAACAUAUUCCGCUACGCUUCUGCAUACAAGCGCAUUAACAACAUUACCUCCCAAGGUCUCUGGGAGAUGUUUGUCGAGCCAAGGGAGCCGCAAUCUCGUCCCGAAGAUGAUCCCAAUUACAAGCCGCCGCUACCAGAGGAAAUUCUACGAGCUGAACCAGGUCGCGGCUUGCCCGAGAUCGACCCUGAAGCUAUGGAGGGCGAGAAUUACAACAUGUGUCAUUUCUGGUCCAACUUUGAAAUUGCUAAGCUGAGUUGGUUCCGAAGCCAAGAGUACGAAGACUUUUUCGAGAUGAUGGAUCGUAGUGGAGGUUUUUGGAUGGAAAGAUGGGGGGAUGCCCCUAUUCACUCUCUAGCGGCUGGCGUGUUGCUAGCUCCGCGUGACAUUCACUACUUCCGUGACUUCGGUUACCGACAUACCACUAUCCAACACUGUCCAGCCAAUGCUCCAGCUCGACAGUUACCUCGAGAGCCUUAUCUUGAGAUGACCACAACUGAUGAGAAGUAUCGCAUUGAGGAAGAUGACUACUGGGAACAAUGGGAUGAGGAGAAAGAGAACGGUGUUGGAUGCCGCUGCCGCUGUGACACAGACAUCGUUGAUGUUGAGGGUAAGGAGGGAUCCUGCCUGGCCGAGUGGGUCGACGUCGCUGGUGGCUGGCAAAGCCCUUAG